AUGGAUUCUGAUGAUUAUGAUGAUAUUGAUUAUGAUGAUAUUGAUUAUGAAGAUCCUGCUGAAGACUUUGAAGACGAUUGGGAUAAUAAUGAUAUGAUGGAUGGGGCGAAUGUUGAUUUACUUGAUGAAAUUGAGAAUGUUGCCCCAUUAUUAAAAAAGAAGCAAAAGUCGAAAAAGAAAGUAGUUGAGCCAGUAAAAACUGACGAAAAAGAAGAAAAAAAAUCUAAAAAGAAAAAGAAACAAUCAAAAUUUGCAAAAGUAGCAAAGAUUCUCAAGGCAAAAGGAUUGCUUCAAAAAAACAAAAAUAAUUUUAUGGAUUAUGUGACAUUUGAAUUAAAUAUUCCUGUUGGCAUGACUGGGAUAGUUACAAAAGAAUUGAGUUGUGGAUUCUUUGAUUGGACAUUUUCUUUCUUUUUCAAUGACGAAAACAAUUCUUCAAAUUUCUUUAAAAUUGAUGAGAAUCACCCAAAUCCUAAGAAAGCAGCAAAGCAAGCUAAAAAUUACAAGCGUCGGGAAAGAAAGCUUAAAAAGUUGCUUAUGGUUAGUGGUCGAGUAAAAAAAUUAAAGAAGUUAAAAAGAAGCCGUAAAGGAGGAGAAUAUGUUUCUGGGAGCUUUCGUCGUUUUAUGCAAUGGAAAAAGAAAAAAGCCUGGCUUCUAUUCGCAAAAUGCCAACCAAAUCCUAUUUGCUCAGUUGAUUUACAUGGAAAUGCUUUUUAUAAUUGGGGUUUAGUUUCAUCGUUCAAAACUGUUUGGAAAGGCUCAAAACGGGAUACAGAACAAGUUUAUGGAAAAAAAGUUAAAAUAUUUUUAUAUUUAAUAAUUUUAAAACUUCAUAUUAAGAGGCCUUCUGUUUUUUCUUCGCUAUUACCUGCGGCACCGAUUCGUUGUUAUAGCUGUAGACGUUUUAAGAAAAGUCAAACAUUAAUUGUCCAUAUGUGGGUAAAUAGAAUAAAAACAAUUGGUCUUGUUCCACCAUUACAAUUUGAUCAAGAACUUCCAAAUAAAUUGUCAGCAUGUCUUCGAUGUGGGAAAGAAUACUUCCACGUUAGCAAGAUAAAGUUGGCAAUGUUCUCUUUAGUGUUUCGACAAAAAAUUUUUGAUGAAAAAUUAGGAGAUGAUCUCAAGAAUCCGAUAAAGAUUGAAGAAAGAUUCAAACCUUCAAUUGUUCAUUUGGCCUUGAAAACUAUUUUUGAUAUUAAUGCUCGAAUUCAUUGUUUGAGAGUCGAUAAAUUAUUAGAUUUUGCAAAAGAAUACAAAAUUCCCUCUAUUUUAGGAAGUAUUGAGGAUUCUUUAAUAAACAGUAGAAAAUGUAAACAUUUUAAUUUCCAACAAAAAAUUGAAUUGGCUUACAAAUAUGGAUUGGAUGACUUAAAAAAUAAUUUUUGUCAACUUAACAAUUCAAUUGAAUUAAUAGAAAAGAAUUUAAAUAUUGAGAAAUUACAUUCGGAGUUUAAAGAUCAAUUAAAAAGAAAAUUAGCUUGUAUGAAAGCUGCCGAAAAAGCUGGAUUAGCAAGAAUUAAUGAGAGGAAACAAGAAAGAUCCAGAAAGAGAAAGGCAAGUAAAGCAACCAGGAAAUCAAAGAAAACUGCGAAUGAAGAAGAAAGUUCAAAAGAUAAUGGAAAAACUUAAAUGUUGAAAU
Molecule: messenger RNA, 1639 nt
Organism: Meloidogyne enterolobii
Lineage: Eukaryota; Metazoa; Nematoda; Chromadorea; Rhabditida; Meloidogynidae
Source: the annotation of a GenBank genome assembly